Molecule: messenger RNA, 3967 nt
Organism: Sander lucioperca (pikeperch)
Lineage: Eukaryota; Metazoa; Chordata; Actinopteri; Perciformes; Percidae
Gene: acbd3
Product: acyl-Coenzyme A binding domain containing 3
Exons: 8
Coding region: 47-1672 (541 amino acids)
Cellular component (GO): Golgi membrane
Molecular function (GO): fatty-acyl-CoA binding
Source: RefSeq, a predicted model, not a curated record
AGUCUAAACGGAAGUAGGUACGUGGCCGCUUCAGCUGACAGUCUACAUGAUGGCGACAGAGGUUCAGAGCGGCGACCUCGACAGUGCUACUUCCAGCCGGCUCGAAGUUUCUAUCGAUGGCCUCACUCUUAGUCCUGACCCGGAGGGUGAGCAGAUCCAGGUCGAAGAGCCUGACCCUAAACCCGCGGAACCCGAGACCGAUACGCCGGGUGUCGCGGGAGGCGAAGAUGGAGAGACAGACAAAUCUGCGAUAGAGAGAAAAUGGGGCUUUCCUUUGCUGGAGCUGUACGGAAUGGGCCUUAAAUUUUUCAAAGAUAAAGAUGGGAAGGCCUUCCACCCAACGUAUGAGGAGAAGCUCCGACUGGUGGCUCUGCACAAACAGGUGUUACUGGGCCCUUAUAAUCCUGAUGCUUCACCGGAGGUCGGCUUCUUCGAUGUCCUCGGCAAUGACCGCAGAAAAGAGUGGGCCUCCCUGGGUAACCUGGAGAAGGAGGAGGCCAUGGUGGAGUUUGUCAAGCUGCUGAACAAGUGCUGUAACCUCUUCGCUCCCUACGUCACCUCACACAAGAUCGAAAGGGAGGAGCAGGAGAGGAAAAGGAAAGAAGAAGAGGAGCGACAGCGACUGGAGGAGGAGGAGAGGGAGCGACAAAGGCAGGAGGAGGAGAGACGAAGGCUUGAGGAGGAGGAAAGGCUGAGGAGAGAGGAAGAGGAAAGGAGACAGGCAGAGGAGGAAAGGCUACGGAUUGAGCAACAGAAACAACAGAUAAUGGCAGCAUUGAAUGCGCAGACAGCAGUGCAGUUCCAACAGUAUGCUGCUCAGCAAUACCCCAACAGCCCAGAGCAACAGCUUGGCCUCAUCCGUCAGCUCCAGGAGCAGCACUACCAGCAGUACAUGCAGCAGCUCUACCAGGUCCAGCUGGCACAGCAACAGGCGGCCUUACAGAAGCAGGCUGAUUCCAUGGUGCAGGGUACCCUUGAAUCUAGCGGCUUCAAUAGUGGUGAACCCAUCCCCGCCUCAGCAGCAGGACCGUUGUGUGCAGCUUUACCACCUGCUGGCGAGGAAACCCCUACAGUCAAUGGAGGCCAGUCGGACUCGUACUCGGAGAGCAUGGACCGGGAGCCAGAGCCUGAGCCGGCAGAGGAGGUCUCAGAGAACGGGCCUUUAUUAGCAGACUCUCCACCAGUCAUAGCUGCUCCCUCCAUGUGGACACGGCCACAGAUCAAGGACUUCAAGGAGAAAAUCCGGCAGGACGCAGACAGUGUGAUCACAGUGGGGCGUGGCGAGGUGGUGACAGUGCGUGUGCCCACCCACGAGGAGGGCUCUUACCUGUUCUGGGAGUUUGCCACGGACUAUUAUGACAUCGGUUUCGGGGUCUUCUUCGAAUGGACGGACGCUGCCUCUGCUUCGGUCAGCGUGCAUGUGUCGGAGUCCAGUGAUGAGGACGAGGAAGAUGAAGGUGAUCCUCCCAGUGAGGAGGAGAAGGCGAAGAAGGAGGCAGGGAAGCCUCAGGUGGAUGAGAUUGUGCCGGUGUACCGGCGGGACUGUCAUGAGGAGGUGUACGCCGGUAGCCACCAGUACCCCGGCCGCGGAGUCUACCUGCUCAAGUUUGACAACUCCUAUUCACUCUGGCGCUCCAAGAGUGUUUAUUACAGAGUCUACUACACCAGAUAAGCCUGAAUACAGACACAGGGGAGCCAAGGAGUGUUUGUUCCUAUGUAUGUGUGUGUGUGUGUAGGUGUAGGUGGAGAUUUGUGCGAUCGCAGUGUGUGUGUGUGUGUCUGUGUGUGUGUGAGAGAGAGAGAGAGAAAGAGAUAGUGAUACCAGAUCUGGACAAAACCACCAGAGGGUGACAAAGAGACACAUCUGGAGCCCUAGUUUGGAGAUUGGACUAAUAUGUAUGUACUGUAUGUGUAUGCGUGUCCCAAGAUACACCCAUGCUAGAGCCUGUCAUCAAGCCCCUGGAAGAGGAGUGUGUAUUCCUGUUGUAUAGUCACCACCUGUCCUCACUGUGCUCACAUAGACCAAGCUGUAGGACUUUGCUCUCAUAUUGUAUUUGACCACUUUUCACCCUGGGCUCCUCUUCUGUCACCACCCUAGCCCAAAGCUGUCCAACGUGGCCUUGUGGCUGCUUCUGCCCUGAGUGACGCUUUCAUAACCAUGAACGGAAACCCGGCAAGUCCAGCACUCUGUGAGCCAACGUUUCCUGUUUGGUGGUAACAGUAGUUGUUAAUCCCACAAGAACACAGACAAUGUUGAAAAUCAAAUUAUAUUGCAAAUGUACUUCAUAACACUAUGCCUCUGUUCCACAGAGAGCUUCUGGUCUUUGCCAAGUCUCUCACACACAUUAUAAACACCAUUGUAUGCGCACUUAAUCAUCUUUUUUUUGUUAAAUAGCAGUCCGUUAUUCUCUUCCCCAGCCACCAUGCAUAUAUGAAGAUCUGAGAGGAUGUUUAGUGAAAGCAGUGCUCUUUUUGGCUUAUUUCCCACACAAAACCAGCCUGACAUUCACCUUUAUUUCUUUAUACAAUCUGAUUGACACAUUGAGUACACCAUGAGUAGUGUUUUUUUUAAUAGAGUUUACUGGGCUGGCAAACAUUAUGAAGGACUGGCAAGUCAUUCCAUGUUUUAGCGUGAACUCCAAAUAGUCAUUAAUGUUAAAGGAGUAAGUAUAACAUAACACGCACAUGGAAAAGUAGGCCCUCUGGCUUUAUAAACUCAAGCAUCUCUGUGUGAUACACAGCAAGAAGUUUUAAAACAAAUUACUAAAUAAAAAUUUGUUCUCCCUUUCUCUAACAAAUAUUAUAUUGGUGUGUCUGUUUCCACAUGACUGAUUACAUUAAAUCAUCCACUGUCCUUUGCUUAUCAAUUCUUCAUGAUAGAAUCAAGAAAAAAAGGAGCUGGUAUUACGACAGAUUAUAUUAAUAUUACCUGGGAUGUUUUUUGUGUUUAUCAUUGUGUGUUUGGAGAUGCUGUACUCAGUUCUGACACGCACAUACACAAUAUAAAUUCCAUGUUUUGGAGGUCAUAACACACUGUUACAUCUCUGCAGCACUCAGAAAUCAAAAUACAUUACACAAAAUAGUGUUGCUGUUUUUCUUCCUGCUUUGAAUUAACUCAAAUUGUCAUCUCAAAUAAGGUGUCGUGAAUAAACUGAGAUGAUUUAUUUUUGUGUGUUUGGUGAUGUGGUUGCUUACUAACUCAGUUGUGACAUCUAAGUUUAUUCAAUUUAAGUUCAUUUGUUUCCAUACUUUAGAUUUAUUCUGUUGUUUAGUUUGACAUUACGUAUACAUGCUUUGUGUACCUACCACCUAGGUGCAUUAUAAGCAGUGUGUGCAAUGUGUUCAGUAGGCUUCAGAGACAUUUGGUUUCACUUUAUCACUUGUUGAUCUGUAUUUGUACAUUUUUGUGUGUGUAUGCAACCAAACUUUAAAGACACAGGCGGAAUAACUUGCAAGUUGAGUAAUAUGCCCAAUGUCCUUGCUGAGUGUUAGUUUAUCAUAUUAUUUAAUUAGAGGCCACUCCUGCCUUCUAUCCAUUCAGUGAUUUGUUUAACCAAAUGUCACUAUGGCAUAACCAAGCCAUGAAGUUUAAGAAAGUUCCCGUAUGUUCUGAUGUGUGAUGUCUUAAGUUUCUUAUUGCUCACCAAAUGGUUUGAGUUGACUUGUUUAAGCCUUGUAUGUAAAUAAUUCUAUAAAUGAGUUUAUGUAUGGGUUUUUAAAUGUGGAAGAAGGCUAUGGUUUUGAGAAUCAAUGCACUGUAAAAUAUGGUGAAUGAGAUAUGUAUACACUUUACCCCCAAUGAUCCAAAACAAAUUGUAGGAAGUAUACAACUGUAAGACUAUUGACAUGACAGACCGAGAAGCUCAUCUUUUUGUAUUGUUUUGACUUGUUUGGAUCUCUUAUGAGUUGCAAGAUCUUUUUUUGGGCAUAUAUUUAAUCCUGAUUAAACUUAUGUUCCUCUCUAGAA